Molecule: messenger RNA, 567 nt
Organism: Acanthocheilonema viteae
Lineage: Eukaryota; Metazoa; Nematoda; Chromadorea; Rhabditida; Onchocercidae
Source: the annotation of a GenBank genome assembly
AUGAGCUCGGUCCGUGCAAUUACAUAUCGCAUUUUACGAAAAGCUUCUCAGCUACCUGAUGAAUUGUCAGUAUUGCUAAAUAUGCAUAUGGAUAGCUUUGUAAUAAGAUCUUUAGAAAUUGACACUAAUAAUUCUGACGAGCGCAUUGAGGCUUUAAAAUUAUGUUCAAUGAUGUUAAGUCAUAUGAAUAUAAAAGCAAAAGUUUCGGAUAAUGAUGGGCUGAAGAAGAAGGACUAUUCGAGUGCUGUUUUUCCAGAAAAUAUUUAUCGUACUUUAAUUUCAAUUGCUAGUUGUUUUUUCACGAUACAACUAGAUAGAACAAAAGUUGAAGAAAAGAAAGAUGAACUGGGAUUUUCAUGUUUUGCUGUAAUAAUCGAGCAGGCUGCUGUUACUCCGGACCUCAUUUUGAAUUCUAUUGAUACAGGUUGGAUUGUAGAACUUCUCACAUAUGCAGCAUUUAGUGAUCGCUUAUCUACGUGUGUUUGUCGAAUUUUGUGUUCGUGGCUUGAUUCACCACAUCUAAGGAUGCAGGCUAAAUUAAGAUUGGUCUUGAAUGUAUGUCCUUAA